Capsella rubella is the source of this 3027-nucleotide messenger RNA. Its product is annotated as putative cellulose synthase-like protein D6. The transcript has 3 exons. Gene Ontology annotation, biological process: plant-type primary cell wall biogenesis; cellulose biosynthetic process. Lineage: Eukaryota; Viridiplantae; Streptophyta; Magnoliopsida; Brassicales; Brassicaceae. Gene Ontology annotation, cellular component: plasma membrane; trans-Golgi network. The record is from RefSeq and is a predicted model, not a curated record. The coding region runs from base 1 to 2952 and encodes 983 amino acids. Gene Ontology annotation, molecular function: cellulose synthase (UDP-forming) activity; mannan synthase activity.
AUGAUGUACGGAGAAUCUCCUAUAAGGCACCCGAGGAUCAGCCACGUGUCAAACUCCGGCAGCGAUUUCGGAAGCAGAGACGAUUUCACCAGUUACAUCGUCCAGGUACCUUUAACGCCGGGCAACAAUCCGGCGUUUGUUUCAAUCCAACUCCGGGACGUCGAUUCAAAUCCGGCGACGGUUCCGAACACUCCGGUGGAAACCGAUACUGCUUCAUCUUGCAAAGACGACGAACCGGAUCAAACCGAUCUGAGAAUCAGUGAAGGAAAAAAAGAUGAAGACGAUACCUUGCUUUACAAGUUAUCUCCUCCUUUAACUCGUAUCGUCAAAAUCUCUCCGAUCAUCAUCGCUCUUUAUCGGAUUCUUAUAGUUGUUCGAGUAGUAUCUCUUGUUCUGUUUCUCAUCUGGAGAAUCAAAAACCCAAACAACAAAGCAAUAUGGUUAUGGUUACUCUCUGUAAUCUGCGAAAUCUGGUUUGCUUUCUCUUGGUUACUCGACCAAAUCCCUAAGUUGUACCCUGUGAACCACGCAACAGAUAUCGAAGCCUUAAAGGCGACGUUCGAAUCGUUAAACCCGGAUGAUGAUGAGCUAACCGAGAAAUCUGAUCUUCCCGGGAUUGAUGUGUUUGUUUCAACGGCUGAUGCAGAGAAAGAGCCUCCAUUAGUUACAGCCAACACAAUUCUCUCCAUUUUAUCAGUUGAUUAUCCUGUUCAGAAGCUAUCUUGUUAUGUCUCAGAUGAUGGAGGAUCGCUUCUUACGUUUGAAGCAAUGGCUGAAGCGGCUAGCUUUGCGAAAACAUGGGUACCGUUUUGUCGAAAACAUAUGAUCGAGCCGAGGAAUCCGGAGAGUUACUUUGGUUUGAAAAGGGAUCCUUAUAAGGGAAAGGUGAGACAUGAUUUUGUUAGAGAGCGACGGUAUGUGAAACGAGGUUACGAGGAGUUUAAGGUUCGGGUUAACGCGCUGUCUCAUUCGAUUAGAAGGCGAUCAGAUGCUUAUAAUAGCAAAGAAGAGAUUAAAGCUUUAGAGAAAUGGAAGCAUUGGAAGGUGAAAGUUGAAGAGGAUCAAUAUAAGGAGCCUAGGCCUGCUUUAGUAGCUCCUAAAGCUACUUGGAUGAGCGAUGGGACUCAUUGGCCAGGUACUUGGGCUGUCCCUUGUCUGCACCAUUCGAAAGGCGAUCACGCUAGUAUUAUUCAGGUGUUGCUUGAUCCUCCUGGAGAUACACCGGUUUUACGGACAGGCGGUGAGGGGAGCGCACUUGAUUUUGAAGGAAUAGACAUUCGUUUACCGAUGCUUGUUUACGUGAGCCGCGAGAAGCGGCCUGGCUAUGACCAUAACAAGAAGGCAGGAGCUAUGAAUGCUUUGGUACGAGCCUCAGCUAUAAUGUCUAAUGGACCAUUCAUCUUGAACUUGGACUGUGACCAUUAUGUCAACAACUCUAGAGCAUUUAGAGAUGGGAUCUGUUUCAUGAUGGACCGUGAUGGUGACCGCGUUUGCUAUGUUCAGUUUCCCCAAAGGUUUGAAGGAAUUGAUCCGUCUGACCGCUAUGCUAACAAGAAUACUGUUUUCUUUGACAUUAAUCUGCGGGCUCUCGAUGGGAUCCAAGGUCCAAUGUAUGUCGGGACAGGAUGCCUAUUUCGUCGAACCGCGCUUUACGGUUUCAACCCUCCUGAUGUUUUUGUGGCGUAUCAAGAACCAUCUGGUUGUUUCAACUGCUGUUUCCCGCGGAUCAAGAAACGCAGGCCCGCAACUGUAGCGUAUGAGCCAGAGUAUUGUAGUGACAACGAGGACCAAGACCGGGUUGAUAUCAGUUUGAUUCCAAAGCAAUUCGGUAGCUCGAGUAUGCUAGUGAGUUCUGUAAAGGUCGCUGAGUUUCAAGGUAAGCCACUAGCUACAAUUCACCCGAGCAGACGCGGACGUCCUCCCGGGUCGUUGACUGAAAGCCGUGAACCGCUUGAUUUUGCGAUGGUAAACGAGGCGGUUAACGUGAUCUCCUGCUGGUAUGAGGACAAAACAGAAUGGGGAAUCAAUGUUGGUUGGAUUUACGGAUCAGUAACCGAAGAUGUAGUGACCGGUUUUAGAAUGCAUGAAAAAGGAUGGAGAUCAUUCUAUUGUGUAACAGAGCCAGAUGCAUUCCGAGGAACAGCACCUAUAAACCUAACUGACAGGCUCCAUCAAGUUCUCCGUUGGGCAACUGGAUCAGUAGAGAUCUUCUUCUCCCGAAACAACGCCAUUUUCGCUGGUCGGAAACUCAAAUUCCUCCAAAGAAUCGCUUACCUCAAUGUUGGGAUAUAUCCAUUCACAAGCAUUUUCAUCUUAACCUAUUGCUUCCUCCCGCCUUUAUCUCUCUUCUCGGGUCACUUCGUUGUUGAAACACUCACCGGAUCAUUCCUUGUAUACCUUUUGAUAAUCACAUUGUGUCUAUGUGGCUUAGCCGUUCUUGAAGUCAAAUGGUCAGGUAUCUCUUUAGAAGAAUGGUGGAGAAACGAACAGUUCUGGUUAAUAGGCGGUACAAGCGCACAUUUAGUCGCGGUGCUUCAAGGCAUACUCAAAGUAAUAGCCGGAAUCGAAAUCUCAUUCACCUUGACUUCAAAAUCCUCAACAGGAGCAGAUGACGAAGACGACGAUUUCGCCGAUCUUUAUCUCUUUAAAUGGACUGCUCUAAUGAUUCCUCCGUUAACGAUCAUAAUCUUGAACAUCGUAGGGAUACUUUUCGCGGUUUGUAGGACGGUGUUCAGUGAGAAUCCACAGUGGAGUAAUCUUCUUGGUGGGACUUUCUUUGCCGCUUGGGUUUUGCUUCAUAUGUAUCCGUUUGCUAAAGGUUUGAUGGGAAGAGGAGGAAGAACUCCGACAAUUGUGUAUGUUUGGUCGGGACUUAUUGCUAUUUGCUUCUCACUUCUUUACAUUACUAUUAAGAAUUCAGAUAUUGAUGGAGGUUGGUUUAUGUUGGCUUAGAAGCAUCCUAUAGAUAGGAGAUAUGUAAAUAUUAUAGUGCUGGUGAGAACCGAAACAGAGUGAAUGGUAUAAGAA